Messenger RNA from Nerophis ophidion (straightnose pipefish), 2825 nucleotides. RefSeq names its product ATPase phospholipid transporting 8A2 (gene atp8a2). The record is from RefSeq and is a predicted model, not a curated record. Gene Ontology annotation, biological process: phospholipid translocation; neuron development. The coding region runs from base 385 to 1764 and encodes 459 amino acids. Gene Ontology annotation, molecular function: ATPase-coupled intramembrane lipid carrier activity; ATP binding; magnesium ion binding. Lineage: Eukaryota; Metazoa; Chordata; Actinopteri; Syngnathiformes; Syngnathidae. Gene Ontology annotation, cellular component: plasma membrane. The transcript is spliced from 14 exons.
UAUCUUUGGAUGAAGGAAUUGAUGUUCACGUUGUAUGUUUUUGUUUUAAAUAAGGAAGAAAUCCCACAAAGGCUGUAACAAACAAAAUCAGCUUACGCAUGGCGACCGGGUGUCUUAUUUUGAAAUACUAAAGAGCGGCGGAACUAGCUUGUGAAGCUACCUCGGUAUUUGUUUUGCGAUCCUCCAAAUCAUCUACUGUAAUUCCCUUACUGUACCUCUACUGUACCUCUACUGUACCUCUUUAACUGUGCCUCUUUAACUGUACCUCCUCUACUGUGCCCCCAGUAGUGUCCCCCCAGCAGUGGAUCUCCCCCAGCCAGCGCACCUCCGCCGGCCUGCCCGCCUCCUCCAUGAUGCAGUGAGCAUGUGGGGCCGCAGGGCGACAUGUAUUUCCACCGCCGGGCCAAGAAGAUCCACAGCGAAGGAGGACCAUCUUGCUCCCCGGCCGCCUCCUACCACAAGGCAGAUGAUGAGAUGUCAGGCAGCAGCAGGUCACAGGCGGAGCCCCUAGAUGCCAGCGCACGCAGCGUGCUGCUCAACCACGCCCAGGCCACCAAGUUCUGUGACAACCACGUCAGCACCACCAAGUAUGGAGUCCUCACCUUCCUUCCCCGCUUCCUCUACGAGCAGAUCAGGAGGGCCGCCAACUCCUUCUUCCUCUUCAUCGCACUCAUGCAGCAAAUCCCGGACGUGUCCCCCACUGGCCGCUACACCACCCUGGUGCCUCUCAUCUUCAUCCUGACGGUGGCGGGCAUCAAGGAGAUCAUCGAGGACUACAAGAGACACACGGCAGACAACACUGUCAACAACAAGAAGACCACAGUGUUGCGUAAUGGAGCAUGGACCACCGUCGUGUGGAAACAGGUGGCAGUAGGAGACAUUGUGAAGGUGACCAAUGGCAGCCACCUCCCGGCUGACAUGGUCCUGGUGUCGUCCAGUGAACCUCAGGCUAUGUGCUACACCGAGACCUCCAACCUGGAUGGUGAGACCAACUUGAAGAUCAGACAGGGACUUUCCCUCACCGCCGCCUUCCAGACCUUGGAGGACUUGAUGUCCUUGUCUGGUCGCCUGGAGUGCGAGGGUCCAAACCGACACCUGUACGACUUCACCGGGACUCUCCGGCUGGACAACCACAAUCCUGCUCCUCUAGGUCCAGACCAGGUCCUGCUGCGUGGAGCCCAGAUCCGGAACACGCAGUGGGUGGUGGGGAUCGUGGUCUACACCGGCCACGACUCCAAGCUGAUGCAGAACUCCACCAAGGCGCCGCUGAAGCGUUCCAACGUGGAGCGAGUCACCAACAUGCAGAUCCUGGUCCUGCUGGGCAUCCUGCUGGUCAUGGCCCUCAUCAGCUCGGUGGGCGCCGCCAUCUGGAACACUCAGCACACCGACACUUCCUGCUGGUACCUCUCCCGCGAUGGAGACAGCUCGGCUAACUUCGCCUACAACCUGCUGACCUUCAUCAUCCUGUACAACAACCUGAUCCCCAUCAGCCUGCUGGUCACCCUGGAGGUGGUCAGGUUCACACAGGCACUCUUCAUCAACUGGGUGAGUGUCCACUUAUUCCCGUAUUGGUCCUCUGAUCUCAACGAACGUGCCCAUCUCCUGACAAGAGUUCGUAAGACAGCGUCCAGCCUGGGACGUUCCAAGUCUCUGCAGCAGACUGUCAGCCACGGCUACGCCUUCUCCCAGGAGGAACACGGUGUGGUGUCUCAAUCCCAGGUGGUGCGCUCCUACGACACCACCCGCCAGCGGCCCAGCCUUUAGCCACGCCCCCAGGACCUCAUUUAGCCACGCCCCUCCAGGACCUCCUUGACGUGGCCUUACUGGGACCCUGACCUGUACUGGACAUCUCAUCAUGACUCUUCCAACCUCAAGCCCCGCCCACGCUUGGCUUCACACGUCCAAUCACAGACUGAUGAUGACGUGUUGCAUUUAUUGGGUGUGUGCGCGCGUGUGUGUGUGGGUGUGUGUGUGUGUGUGUGUGUGUGUGUGUGUGUGUGUGUGUGUGUGUGUGUGUGUGUGUGUGUGAGUGUGUGUGUGUGUGAGUGUGUGUGUGUGUGUGUGUGUGUGUGUGUGUGUGUGUGUGUGUGUGUGUGUGAGUGUGUGUGUGUGUGCGUGUGUGUGUACGUAUGUGUGUGUGUGUGAGUGUGUGUGAGUGUGUGUGUGUGUGUGUGUGUGUGUGUGUGUGUGUGUGUGUGUGUGUGUGUGUGUGUGUGUGUGUGUGUGUGUGUGUGUGUGUGUGUGUGUGUGUGUGUGCGUGCGUGCGUGCGUGCGUGCGUGCGUGCGUGCGUGCGUGCGUGCGUGCGUGCGUGCGUGCGUGCGUGCGUGCGUGCGUGCGUGCGUGCGUGCGUGCGUGCGUGCGUGCGUGCGUGCGUGCGUGCGUGCGUGCGUGCGUGCGUGCGUGCGUGCGUGCGUGCGUGCGUGCGUGCGUGCGUGCGUGCGUGCGUGCGUGCGUGCGUGCGUGCGUGCGUGCGUGCGUGCGUGCGUGCGUGCGUGCGUGCGUGCGUGCGCGCGCGUGCGUGUGUGUGUGCGUGUGAGUGUGUGCGUAUGUGUGUGUGUGCGUGUGUGUGUGUGUGUGUGUGUGUGUGUGUGUGUGCACAGAGGAACAUGUGUAAGAGAAAUCCAAGAAAGAACUGAGCAGCAGCAGCAGGCAUGAGACGUGAGUCCACUUCAUUGUCUGCCAAACUCCACAAGGUGAAGCAGAAGCCACGCCCCCAGUACCCUGCACUGUAGCCCCGCCCUCUUUUAACUGCACCUUCCUUCCUUCCUUAUUUCCUCACUUCUCGUUGCUCCAUCCUUCUUUUCAAUAAAUACUUUUUAUUUUC